This is a messenger RNA of Dimorphilus gyrociliatus, 1919 nucleotides long. The record is from the annotation of a GenBank genome assembly. NCBI's taxonomy places the organism in Eukaryota, Metazoa, Annelida, Polychaeta, Dinophilidae.
AAUUUGUGCUAUCAAAAUUUAUUAAAAUCGAAAUAAUCAUAAUUUUAGUUUGAGCGAAUUUUUUAAAAAAAUACUGAGACUUUUAAAUUUGGGGGGUUUCAACCAUUAACCCCGUUCAAGCUAAUUAGCAUCUCAAAAUAGUAACACAUCACUUCCGAAAUAGGAGAAGUUGAUUUUUUAUAAAUGAAAAUAUAAUGCCCCUUUAUUAUGCAUUUCACUAAAAAUAAAACCACUGGACGUUUUUUAUUAUUAACGAUAAUAAUCUAUUUUGGGUACAUUACUUCUUACCAAAAUAACAGCAAUAAUCCAUCAAAUACUUCAUGUAGCCUAACUGAAAAAAAAUCCGACUCAUCAAUCAAACAUAAAAUGGAAUUACUGUCACUAAGAAAUGUAAGUUACUAUAUGAAUGAAAUAUUUAAGCUCUCGUCCCUGGAAUACUUGAAUUUAUCUAGUUCAGAGCUUCAGUUUGGGUUUCCUAUCAAUACUCAUUUUUGUCCUUAUUUACAGGUUUGAUACUUGAUGAGAUAAAUAGCAUGGAAAAAGAAAAUUUAAAAUAUUUAGUUUUAAAUAAAUUCCUUAGGAAACUAAGCUUAAGAGGGGGUGAUAUUGAUUAUAAUACUAUUGAAAAGAUAUCUAAAAUUAUAAAUCUCGAAGAACUAGAUUUAGCCGAAUAUGAUAAAGAUUUUAAAGGAAUAUCUAAAAUUAUAAAUCUCGAAGAACUAGAUUUAGCCGAAUGUAAUAUAUCAAGCGGCCUUAUUGAGCCUUUAGAAACACUUAUAAGACUUAAAAAGCUAAAUCUAAGUUAUAAUAAAAAUUUAGAUGAUAAAGAUUUUAAAGGAAUAUCUAAAAUUAUAAAUCUCGAAGAACUAGAUUUAGCCGAAUGUAAUAUAUCAAGCGGCCUUAUUGAGCCUUUAGAAACGCUUAUAAGACUUAAGAAGUUGAAUCUAAGAUAUAAUAAGAAUUUAAAUAGCAAAGAUUUUAAGGGAAUAUCUAGAAUGAUAAGGCUUCAAGAACUAGAAUUAUACCGUUGUAAUCUAGCAGGCGGCCUUCUUGAGCCCUUAGAAACACUUACAAGACUUAAGAAGUUAAAUCUAAUAUUUAAUAAGAAUUUAAAUAGCAAAGAUUUUAAGGGAAUAUCUGGAAUGAUAAGUCUUCAAGGACUAGAUUUGGCCGAAUAUAAUAUAUCAAGCGGCCUUCUUGGGCCCUUAGAAACGCCUACAAACCUUAAAAAGCUAAAUCUAACUUAUAAUGAAAAUUUAGAUGAUAAAGACUUUAAAGGAAUAUCUGGAAUGAUAAACCUUCAAGAGUUAAGUUUAUUUGCUUGUGAUCUAUCAAGCGGCCUCCUUGAACCUUUAAAACACUUAAAAGACUUAAGAAAAUUAUACCAUUGUGAUCUAUCAAGCGGCCUUCUUGAACCAUUAAAAACACUUACAAACCUUAGGAAGUUAGAUCUAAGUUAUAAUAAAAAAUUAGAUGAUAAAGAUUUUGUUGCAAUAUCUGAAAUGAUAAAUCUUGAACAACUAGAAUUAUACCAUUGUGAUCUAUCAAGCGGCCUUCUUGAGCCUUUAGAAACGCUUAUAAGACUUAAGAAGUUAAAUCUAAGUUAUAAUGAAAAUUUAGAUGAUAAAGACUUUAAAGGAAUAUCUGAAAUGAUAAAUCUUGAACAACUAGAAUUAUACCAUUGUGAUCUAUCAAGCGGCCUCCUUGAACCUUUAAAAACACUUAAAAGACUUAAGAAGUUAGAUCUAAGUUAUAAUAAAAAGUUAGAUGGAAAAGAUUUUGUUGCAAUAUCUAAAAUUAUAAAUCUUGAACAACUAGAAUUAUACCAUUGUGAUCUAUCAAGCGGCCUUCUUGAGCCUUUAGAAACGCUUAUAAGACUUAAGAAGUUAAAUCUAAGAUAUAAUCAAAAAAUUAGAUAG